CACUGCCACUCUUUCACAUAUUCAAAACCAACUUAAAGAGCAAAAAUACAGUUGUUUCAAAGAUGGUUAUGGGAGUGAGUGCUUGGAAACAACAGUGCAACUGCUUAAGAAGAUAUGCAAUGGAGUCCGAACAUCAAAAUUCACAGGCAUCCCUGUAGACUGCGUGAGCCUGUUAGCCUCAGUAUCAAACUUUUCCCAGUCCAAGACGUGUGACGUGGGAGGAGACACUGUUCACUCAAAGGAUCUGAGGCUGCUGUCUGAGUCAAUCGACAUUGUCAGAUCCUGGAUCAGUAUGACCUUCAAAGAGAAGUUACGCGAUACCUCAGAGAUCAAGAUGUGGAAUAACAUAAUCUCUCUCAGUUUUGUAAACGGGGAUUUCACAAAGAAAUGGAGACAAACCUUCUGUACGGAUUUAGAGGGCAAACUUAAACAGAUCUCCUCUCUGGAUCAAAUAGAGAUCUACUGCUCGAAGGUGGAGGAGCUGGAUUACUGUCAUCCUAAUGUGACUUGUAGUAUUGAGAAAUGUGCUCUUGAAGCUGUCCCCUCAUUGUGCCAGAGCAAAUCAGAGGGACAGCUCUUUGAGAAGUUUCAGAUUAACAGGAAGUUUGGGAAACUCAUCUCAGCCUUAAUCCAGAAAACCUGGCCAAGAGACAGCCAUGGAAACAAGGAUGAGGCGGUCUUUCAACACCUCAUGACUUGGACUGCAGCCAAGAAUAUAUUUGAACUACAUGGUGCUGAUGAAAAGCUGAUUGAGCAGCUCUCUAAAGAGGCCAAGGUCAAAAUUACUGAAGCAAUCUCAUCCUUCAAAGUCAUCUGUAACCAGCUGAUCAGUGGAAGCAUCAAGAUCAAACUGCUCAACGACAUCUUAGGAAAGAAAGCGACUUUCACAGAGAUGAUGGCGAUAGAUUGUCUAUCUGUGAAUGAGAAAUGCAAGAACCGUGCCUCUGUGGCGACGCUCCUCGAUUGGAGGUGUGAGGAGGCUAGAGCUGUCAACCAUGAGAAGGAGCUGGUGGAAAUCUUGCUCACCAUGAGCCGUAACCUAAAGGAACACAUCACAGUUCAUUUUGGGGACAUGGAAGAGAGACAACUGACCAACAUUGAGGACAUGACCUUGGACCAGUUCAUGGAGGUUCAUCCGUUUGACCAGCCCUCGUCUAGAAUGCAUGGUGUGGUUACAUACUUUGAUCUUGAUGGGAGCAUGCGACAGAUGGCAGAUGUUUGGCACCAGUUUGGAGACAGCCACAUAUUCAAAAUGUUGUGGGAGAAACAGACCAAAGACUUUGCUUCUGAAUUUGAUUCUUUGGUAACACCAAAGGAUGUAACCAAUGGCAUUUUUCAACCUUGCUACGCUAAAUACAAGAAGACCUACGAAGGCCUGAAGAAUGGCAGUCUCAAGCUUAAAUAUGUUGACACCCUCUUCAAUGACUACACGGGCAAAUAUAAAAAGCUGGAAAUGGAUUUGGACAUCAUGUGCGGACUUAACAAGUCCGAUAACAAACACUGGAUCCAGGGAAGGGUCCAGCAGAUUGAGCAGUACCACGGGCUUCACUUGGCUGUGAAGUCUGCUCUAGUCAUUAUGAAGGUCAAGGAGACUCUAAAUCUUCAAGGCGACUUCAAGAGCCUUCAGACACUACUAGACAUUAUUCGAGCAGAUGUUAACGAAGAGCACCUUGAUCAGAUUGACAAUGACCUGAUGCAGGCCAAGGCAGAUCUGGUGGACAUCACAGAACCUCGCAGACUGUGUCUCGUGGAACUUGGCCACUCAAAAGAUUUUGUCAUCUGGGUUAAAGAGGCCCUGAAAGAUAUCAAUGAGCUGAAAGUCUUUGUUGACCUGGCCUCCAUCUCUGCUGGGGAGAAUGAUCUUGAUGUGGACCGUGUGGCCUGUUUCCACGAUGCCGUUCAUGGAUACUCCCCAUUGCUCUUCGAGCUGAAGCAAGAUUCUGGUUUUCAGACCGUUAAAGAGGGGAUGAAGAAGCUCUGGAGAACAUUGGAUAAUGAUUGCAACCUCCCAAAGAAGCUGCAUGACACAGCACGACACUUGGAGUGGUUGAAAACUGUGAAGGAUUUCCAUGGGUCUGUGGAGCUGUCCUCCAUCUCCUUAGCCACCGCCAUUAACAAAAAGGGCAUCUACACCAUCAGUGCACAGAACCAAAAGAAGUUGAGUCUUGAGACUGCCCUGAAGCUGCAAAUCUCCGAGGAGCAUGGAGAGGAGCAGGAGAUGCGCUCCUACUCACUGGAGGACCUGCGGGAUCUGCAAAACAAACUCAUGCUCAUGUCUGGUAAAGGGGACCAGUCUGAGGUGAACCACUUUUCAGAGGUUUUCGCCAGUGUCCAGAGAUUGGCUGUGGCAUUCAUUGCCCUGUUUACAGCUGGGAACCCCCUGUUCCGAAACUGGGAAGCCAACAUCGACUGUAGUUCACUCAGUGAGGAGGCCGGCAUCACCGUGGACUUCCACCUGGGCAGUGUUGUCGGUGUGAUUACGGUGGAGGGCAACAUCGUGGAUCAGCUUCCUGAGCUGUGCAGGAAGAUGGAGAAGUGUCUGAAGUACUGGAAUGACUUUAUGGACAAACAGAGAUCCCACCAUUACUACCUGAACUACUACACCGCAGAGCAGAUAGUCUACCUGUGCAGUAAGCUGACUCAGCAAAAUGUGGCCAAUUUUGAAGACCAAGUUCUCAUGAUGCUCUCUUUUGUCAAACCCAACUGCACAGCCUCUGAUCUGAGGCAGUCCUGCCAUGCACUGCAAAGUGAGAUCCUCGCCAAACCAUCAGAGCGAAAUGAGGAAAUUGACUUUCAGACCUUUGUUGAAGUGUCGAGCAGCGGAGAGAGAGGUCCAGAUUUUAUGGAUCGCUUUACCGAUAACCUGCCAAGUCUCAUCAAACAAGAAAUUGGCUCAGGAAAAGUGAAUCUGAUUUGGAAUGCUUACAUGAGAGACAUGAAGAACUUUCUUCCAGACACUCUUGAUGUCAGAAGCUUUGGAAGAUUCUUAGAAAUAUUGGCCAACAAAGAGGAAAACAAAUUUUGCCCAAAAAUGUGGAGCAAAAAACCUAUUCAACGGGAUCUGUCCAAGGGCCUUGCUACGGGGACCCCAAACCUCAUUGUUUGCCCACACGAUGAGAUCCUGACAUCUUGCAUCUCCAUUUACAUGAGUAGCAAAUGUGAGCCAUUGCCUACGUAUGAUGAGGUCCUACUGUGUAACUCCUCCACACCUUAUGAGCAAGUGGAGCUGUUCGUCAGGCGCUGUCUCACCCCAGGCUACAGAGGACAGAAGAUCUACACCAUGCUUUACGGGGAUCAGCUGAGUUAUGAAGUGAGCUCCAAAAUUGAGAGAUUUUUCAAGAGUAUCGAAAUGCAGAGCCGGAAAGACUACAGGCUUGUGAUCAUCUGCAGUUUGGAUCGAGAGCACGCCUACCUUCCCUCAGCCUUCAGCCAGUACAGGUUACACAUGGUGCCCCAGGAGCCACUGAUCAUGAUUCAGCGUUACCUGAACAGACACUAUACGGUCCCAGCGGAUCAGACCAGUGCUGCUGCUGUAUUCAAAGACCGACAGUUUGUUGGAGUUGUGUCGUCCGAAAGAGCUGGAGUUGGUAAAUCCCUUUAUAUCAAGAGGCUAUUUGAAAAACUGAAGGACAACUUCAUGAAGUCUGCACUGCUGAAAUGCAUUCGCUUGAUCAAGCCAACGGUUGAUGAAAAUGCCAUUCUUCAGUCUCUUCUCAACAGCCCUGAGAAGAAGGAGCUGACCAUCUUCCAUUUUGAUGUCACAUCUACGGUGCAGAAGGGUCUUGAUGAAUGUCUGUUUAAACUGCUGGUCCUGGGCUAUUUGAUGGAUUCUGAGGGAAGAAUGUGGAAAUGCAGCAACAAGCAGUUGUAUGUGAUUGAGAUUCUACAGUCUACAGUAAACCAGCUCAGAAAUGAACCAACAACGAAAGCACCUGUCAACUUUACCUUCCUGGAUGUGUUCCCAAACAUCUUCUGCCGCCCACCCAACGAGAUUCUAGAACUGGGAAUGAGGAUGCAACAGGAUCCCUCCAUUACGAAGCCUGAAGACCCACUUAUGGAUGACCAAGAGUUCAAGAGUGACGCUUACCAACGACCAUACCAAUAUCUGACACGAUCCCAUAAUCACAUCAACUUGGACAGAUUUAUGUACAGUGGAGUUGAAGGGACCCAUGUGAAAUGUCUACAGUUGCUCCUUCUGUACUGUGGAAUUAAGGACCCCUCAUGGGCAGAGUUGAGGAAUUUUACAUGGUUCCUAAACCUUCAGCUGCGAGACUGUGAAACGUCCGUCUUCUGUGAUGCCUCUAUCACCGGGGACACUCUUCAGGGAUUCAAGAACUUUGUGGUGGACUUCAUGAUUCUGAUGGCCAAGGAUUUCGCCACUCCUUCACUCAGCAUCUCAGACCAGAGCCCUGGGAAGCGGCAGAUCGACCUAACUGGAAAACAAGAAGAAGACCUGGCACCAUUCCGGAUCAGAAAGAGAUGGGAGUCAGAACCACAUCCCUACAUCUUCUUCAAUGGCGACCACAUGUCAAUGACCUUCAUUGGCUUUCACCUUCAGCCCAAUAAAGAAAACUGGGUAGAUGCUGUUGAUCCAUCCACAGGGAGUGUGAUCAAAAGGAACAUCAUGACAAAAAAACUGUUUGACGGCCUGACUCUACAGAGAGUCCCUUUCAACAUUGAUUUUGAUGAACUGUCGAGACAGGAUAAAAUUGAAUACAUUUGCAAUGUUAUGGGAAUCCACCAGCAUCUUGAUCCUGAUGAAACAUAUGAGCUAACAACUGACAAUGUAUUGAAGAUGCUGGCAAUUAUCAUGCGGUUCAGGUGCAGCAUCCCUGUUGUAAUCAUGGGGGAGACAGGGUGUGGGAAAACGAGACUCAUCAACUUCCUCUGUGAACUACAGAAGAGAGCAGUGACCACUCAGAAUAUGAAGCUAGUCAAAGUGCAUGGAGGAACUAGCUCAGACAUGAUUUACACCAAUGUCAGAGAGGCAGAAGCCAUUGCUUAUAACAACAAACAACGCUAUGGCUUUGAUUCUGUUCUCUUCUUUGAUGAAGCCAACACAACAGACGCCCUCAGCAGUAUUAAGGAGGUCAUAUGUGAUCAUACUGUAGAAGGAGAACCUUUGCAAUCCCAAUGUGGCUUGCAAAUUAUUGCUGCAUGCAACCCUUACAGAAAGCACACAGAUGAGAUGAUUCACAGAUUGGAGUCAGCUGGCCUAGGAUACAGAGUCCGAGCUGAAGAGACAGACGAAAAGCUGGGGUCCAUCCCUCUCCGUCAGUUGGUGUACCGAGUCCAGGCCUUGCCCCCAAGCAUGAUCCCUCUGGUGUGGGACUUUGGACAGCUCAAUGAUCACACUGAAAAAAUGUACAUCAAGAAAAUUGUCAAGAGGGUGGUUCAGACCAACAUGAUCAAGAUGGCCUAUGCAAGGUGGAUCACCAAUGUCAUGUCUGCUUCACAGAGGUACAUGCGGAAAAGGAAAGAUGAAUGUAGCUUUGUAAGUCUGAGGGAUGUGGAGCGUUGCAUGCAAGUUUUUGUCUGGUUUUACAAAAACCAUAAGAUGCUACUUGCUUGUCUGUGGGAGUUUGAGAGAAAUCAAAAUGCAGAGAGGUGUAAACGAAUCCAAAGAGAUCCAGUCUUGUGGUCUCUGGUGAUGGCGGUGGGAGUGUGUUACCACGCCUCAUUGGAAAACAAAGAAGAGUACAGACAAAAGAUCUGCAAGUAUCUCACUGAAACAUACACCCCAUUGAAAGUGAUGCAGGAAAUCUCACUCAUGCAGGAUCUUCUCCUGAGUGGAGUGCCGCUGGGGGAAACAAUUGCACGAAACAAUGCUCUGAAAGAGAACAUCUUCAUGAUUGUUAUCUGCAUUGAGCUAAGAAUCCCUCUCUUCUUGGUAGGGAAACCUGGGAGUUCUAAAUCUCUGUCUAAAACCUUGGUAGCAGAUGCCAUGCAGGGUCAAGCUGCGCACUCUGACCUCUACAAAAGACUGAAGCAGAUUCACCUGGUGUCCUUCCAGUGCAGCCCUCACUCCACACCAGAGGGCAUCAUCAACACAUUCAAGCAAUGUGCACGUUUCCAGGAGGGAAAGAACUUGAAGGAGUACAUAUCAGUGGUGGUGCUGGAUGAAAUUGGAUUGGCUGAGGACUCUCCCAAAAUGCCCCUGAAAACCCUCCAUCCUCUGCUAGAAGAGGGAUGCAUUGAUGAUGAGCCGCUACCACACAAGAAGGUUGGAUUCAUUGGCAUUUCCAACUGGGCUUUGGACCCCGCGAAGAUGAACAGAGGGAUUUUUGUUUCACGCGGUGACCCUGACGAGAAGGAGCUGAUUGAGAGUGCAAAAGGCAUAUGCUCGUCUGACACAAUGAUUUUGGAGAAAGUCAGAGAUUUCUUUCAACCCUUUGCCAGGGCCUACCUAAACAUCAGCCCAGAAAAAGGCAAAGGUUUCUUUGGUUUGCGUGACUACUACAGCUUAAUCAAGAUGCUUUUUGCAGUUACCAAGGCCUCAGAGCAGAUCCCUAGUGCAGAGAAGAUUGUGGAGGCGGUACUAAGGAACUUCAGUGGAAGAGAUGAUGUGGACGCAGUCACGGUCUUCACCGAAACGCUUAAGAUCAAUCCAAAUCUGGAGAGGAUCAGUACCAUUGAGCUUGUGAGACAAAACAUCUCCGCUCAGGAGGAAGACUGCCGCUAUUUGCUGCUACUGACCAAAAACUAUGCAGCCUUACAGAUCCUGCAGCAGACCUUUUUCUCAGAGAGCUGCCAGCCUGAGAUUAUCUUUGGGUCCAGCUUCCCCAAGGACCAAGAGUACACCCAGAUCUGCCGCAACAUCAACCGCAUCAAGAUCUGCAUGGAAACCGGUCGAACCGUCGUGCUCCUGAACUUGCAGAACCUAUAUGAAAGUCUCUACGAUGCUCUCAACCAAUACUACGUCUGCUUAGGAGGACAAAAGUAUGUUGACCUGGGACUGGGGACCCAUCGUGUCAAAUGCAGAGUGCACAAAGACUUCAGGCUCAUUGUCAUUGAGGAUAAAGAGGUGGUCUACAACCAGUUUCCGAUCCCUCUCAUCAACAGGCUUGAGAAGCAUUACCUGGACAUCUAUACUGUCCUUAGUAAAGAACAAAAGGAAAUUGUUGCAGACUUGGAGAGAUGGGUUGGGCAGUUUGUAGAUCUUCGACAAAGCUUAACUGCACCACAAACCUACAAGUACCAACCUCCUGAUGUUUUCAUUGGCUUCCAUGCGGACACGUGUGCCUCGGUGGUUCUUCAAGUGACCGAGAAACAGAGGGGAGACAUGGACAUCCCAGACCAACAAAGAAGAGUACUAGAUGAGGCCAAACUCAUCCUGGUGAACUGUGCCACUCCAGACUCUGUGGCUCGUCUGGACUGCACAGGGCUCUCUAAAGUGGAGAGUGAACAUCUGACCGGGUUCUACUAUGAAGAGAGGAAGCACAGCUCUUUGGCUGACUUUGUCUGUCACACACAACAGGUUGAGCAGAGCCCUUCCUGCUUCACAGAGGUGACGACAUUUUCCAGACUGUUGACAGAAUCGGAUAUUGGACCGCUGAAGGAGGUGGUACACAAUGUAGAGCUUCUGUCACUGCAGCAGUUUGACACAGAGCUCUCUUUCCGCAAGAAGAUCAGGGAAUUUCUGACGCCUGGAAAUGCAUCAAGCAAUAAACUACUCAUUAUUCAGUCAGAUUUGGAUGAAGCAUCCCACAAUGCAAGUGUCAUUGCGUCUGCAAAGUACUCUGCCAUAAAUGAAAUCAACAAAUCAGAACAAGAGGAGAUUGAAGGCAAGGUGUUGGUCUACUUCAUCACCAAACUGUUAAGGUCGGAGAGUGGGACUUCCUUUGUUGGAUUUCAUGGAGGUCCCUGGAGGUCAGUUCAUAUUGAUGACCUCAGAAGAUCCAAAGAUAUUGUGUCAGAUAUCAGAGUCUUGCGAAACCUUGCCAUCUGUCAACUGUUUGAGGAAAGGCAGGCUCAGCCUCAAGGUUUGGAUGACAUGUAUUCUGGGACAGAUCAACUUGAAGACCAAACAUGCUGGGAGGAUGUCCUGGACACUACGCUGCUUGUGCGUAGCUGCGUUCAGAGCGCGGUGGGCAUGCUCCGAGACCAGAUGGAGGGUGGGUUCCGCAACAUCAGGAGAGUUGAGAUCCUGCUGACUCUCCUGACUGACAACGACGAAAUAAGAGCUGAAUUUCUGAGAAUUCUAAAGAGACGUCUGCACUCCUUACUGGCAACCCGUGAAAAAAACACUACCUUAACAAAAAACUGGGUCAUUACUGAGGCUUCCAACAUUGAUGCUUUGCAUGAGGGGGGGACAUUUAGACAAACCCUAUGGAAGCGAGUUCAGGCGGUGGUCAUUCCACUUUUGGCACAGCUGGUUUCUGUCAUUGACCGUGAUGGUAAUCUAGACCUCCUGCUGGACACCAACUCUGGAGAGACAAUCAAAAAAUUGUGGUUAGACAUCUUUGGGGACGACAAACUACUUGAUUUCCCCUUUCCCUGUGCUAGUGUGGACAACAAUUCUGCGUCUAAGACCAUCCUGGUCCAGAAUAACAUCCCAAUAGACAAGAAUAUCAGCUGUAUCAUGCCCUUCAGCUGGAAGAUCAAGGACUACCUGGAUGAACUUUGGAUUUAUGCUCUACAACAUGAAGGCCAAACUCAGAGGCAGUUUGAGGUGUUUUUCGGGAAGACUCCUCUGGGCCGCUACAUUGCAACGGCGGACAAGGAGAUGCAGACAGAGCUUUUCCACAGAUACCUGCAGGAUUUCAUUACCAUGACCAUGAAUGUGACUUGUGAAGAGGACAAACAGCUCCUUUGUGGCGCCUUGACCUGUUGUGUGAACGAGCUCCGACUACGUCAUGAUGCUGUUUGGACGGAGUUGACCUCUCUGCCCUGGGUCCAUGCUGCCUACAGCGAGUUUAAGAACCGCUUACAGAACUUCUCCAGAAUGAUCAGCAUCCCCCGAGUGGGCCAGGGCCUCCUGGAGAACACACAAACCAGAGAGGGGAUGGAGCUGGUCCUCGAUGUGCACGCGGCAAUGGCCUGCGUGGAAUACCUGGAGCCCCAGGCUCUGGACACAGACGCCCAGCGGCUAGACUGGCUCAGGCAGGUCAAGAGGCUCCAGGUGCCCAUAGAGCUGGUCUGCUCUGAGGAGAGUCGUAGGCACUGUGGGGAGAGAAGCAAGUCCAUGGUCUGCAGAGUCCAGAGCAGAUGGAACCGCAUCUUUGUCCUGUCUCUAUUUGUGGAGCACUUGUUGCUGGGUGUCGAGAAAGUGGACAGGAGGCUGAAGCCUUUGGUUUUAGCGUCCGUGCGACGGUUAUGUCACGUACUGGAGAGGGAUGCAGACCUUAAAAUUAAGCAGGCGUUUGAGGAAGUGCUCAAUAUACUUAAGGCCUGCAGAGAAGAAGCAGUUGAAAACAGAUGGAAUGCCAAGCAGUUCAAGAAGAAGUGCAGUGCUUUCUUUAUUGACCUGGUCUCUAUGGUGUGCUUCAAGGACAACUCUCCGCCCUGUACGACCAUCAUCCUCCACCUGUUGUCUUUCCUCACAGUGGAGGCUCAAUCUAGUCCUAUCAUCAGAGAACAUAGACAGAUUCAGAGGCACUCUCGGUUUGAUCAGUCUGUGGACAACAUCCAGUGGUUCAUUGGUUCGGUUUGGUUGUUAUUCAUCAAACUCCUCCUCCUGCUCUUCCACCUGCUGAACUUACUCAUGGUGGAGGCUCAGUCUGCCCUCAAUAUCACAGGACCUUUUCGCAGACAAACCAAGGCAAUCUCUCCCUUUGGUGUUGAUGUGGACAGAAGUCCAAUGGUUUGGUCAGUAGUGCUCAAACUCCUGCUCAAGUACAGCUUUGAUGAUGUCAAAGGUCACCUGCAGCAGCAUCUGACAGAAGUUGAGCAGAGUGAUAUCUUGGAGGAAUCAAGAAAAACAGAACUUUAUUCCUUAUACAUAAACUGCAUGGAGGACUCCAUGCAUGAGAAGAUGCAGUGUCGCACAACAGUGGAGCAGCAGGAAUGCCUACAGGAUGAGAGUGACUUCCUGCGUGACUUCCUGCGCUCAGGCGCUGCAUGUAGACAGAUGGCCACUGUACAGUGCUUCCAGCAGGUGGCCAGGUUACGCAUGUGUCUGGAUAUGGCCGUGAAUCUAUUGGUAGACAGACAUCGGAUGGUUGCCACAGAGAAAGAAUUCAUGACCAGUGUGGAAGAACUGUGUAAGCGCAGUGGGAAUGACUGGUAUCGGGUCUACCUGAUCCGUAAGAUCUGCAACCAGCACGGAGUGGAGUGUGCCCAGAACUUCCUGACAGUGGCAGAUAUGCAGUGGCUGUUCCCAGAUGAGGUCCUACAGAAGAAUCAAGAUGGGAGCCAGAUUGACCAGUAUCUUGUGUGUGGAGAGGGCUACAAGACUAUCCGAGAUGUGGUUGCCAAAGCAAUACUGGAGGGCAAAAUUAAGGAAAUAGAUUGUGCUUGUGAGGGUUCUACGUGUCCAAAAGGUAAGAGGACAGUGUACCUGCUUUUGGCUCUGUUCAGAGAAGUCACCUGUCUCUAUAGAGCAGCCAAUCACAACCUCCGUCCGAACUCUGAGUUUUGUCAAGCACUGGUGGAUUUCAUCCAGGCCUCAACGGUUCUUGCAAGCCCAAAUGAGAGGCAGUUCGCCCUGGACCUGGUGGCCAACCGACUGGGUCCCCUGACCGUCCAGGCUGGGGCCUCUGGUGCCCAGCGUGUGGUGGUGGAGCUGGCCAUCCACUUGUCUGCAGUGCUGCUCUGUGGGAACCAGGGCCUACUGACGCCCCUCCAGCGGCUGGUGCUGGUCCCUACCAACAUGCAGAGAGCCUUCAUACCCACCAUGCCGGAGGAUAUGCUUGCAGUUGCACGCCAAGCCAUUGGACAGAUGCGGUGGUACAAUUGUCCGAAUGGUCACCCUUGCGCCAUUGGUGAGUGUGGCAGGCCCGUGGAGACGAGCCGUUGUGUGGACUGUGGAGCUGAGAUCGGAGGGAGCAACCACAAUCCUGUCCGGGGCUUCACUGAUGCUCCGAUCCGGGAUGACAGUACUGAGACUGGCCACGUCCUGGGAGACCCUGGGCGGAGGGACCACCCAGACAUGCAGGACACAAAGAACAUGUCCGCUGUUCCUUUCAACCUGGUCCGGCUUCUCACCCACUUGGCCAUGCUACUAGGAACCAGAAGUCACCCACAGGCCAUUGCUGCUAUCAUCAAGCCCCAAGUCCCUGACCCCAGUUUGUUCCUCAUGGGUCACCUGCUGAAAGACAUGGAACACGUGACUAGGUUUAUGGGGAAAGGGAGAGAUGACACAGUCAAUGCCGUCCACCUGAUGAUCAGUAGCCUACUGAAGCCUCACCGUCGCGGUUGUGAUGAUAAUCAUCUCUCUACCAAAGAGGCCAGAAAUGCCUGGGAGAUGACAGUUGGCAAUGAAAUAAUCCCUCCUCAGCUGAAGGACCUGGACAGGCGGCUGCAGGAGGUGAAUGCCUUUAUCAGGGCUGACUCAAGGGUGUCCUCCAACCCUAUCAUGAAGGUGUUGUCUCCAGAGCCACGCCUGUUCCUGACCUCGCUGCCCAACGACUCCCAGAUCCACAGCCCAGCAGUGUGGAACUGCAGGGAGAGGGUGUCCCUGCUCAGCCUCACCCGCAUUGUGGAGCAGAAUGACGGAGAAAACACCCUGCCAGUGCUCUGGAGGUUCCUGCACAAGGAGGCAGAGCUGCGGUUGGUAAAGUUCAUCACUGACAUCCUGGAACUGCAGAGAACUCUGGUGAAGACGUGUCGGAAUGUGACUGAUCUGUCCCACUGCACCAUUGCCAAAUUCCUCCAGAGACAAGAAUCAGUUCCCCUGAGAGCCUGGCACGAGAAACGGAUCAACAUCUUCCUGACAACAUGGAAUCAGCUUAGGGGCUUGCUGGCAACCAAUGGAGAGAUUAAGAUCCCUUUUGAGUUCUGCCAGAAGGAUCUGGACAUGACCAGUGACUUCCAGGUCCUGUUGCCACGGCGUCAAGGUCCUGGUCUCUGCUCCACAGCCCUGGUCAGCUACCUCAUCGCCUUGCAGAACGAGCUGGUCUACUGUGUGGACAAGCACCUUGGAGAGGAGACUAGCUUUAAAGUGAGCCCAGCAGACCUAACGGACCUGCAUGUGAUCCAAUAUGAUCUGGAGAGGGACCUGCUGCCACUGAUCCUGUCCAACUGUCAGUACAGCAUGAAGCACGGCAAGGAGACCCUGCACGAGUACGACCUGCCCAAGAUCCAGCAGCAGAUCCUCUCCCGCUUCUUGCAGGGCAGGCCCAUCAUCACCCUCAACGGAAUCCCAACACUGGUGAACAGACAUGAUCGAAUUCAUGAAAUUAUUCUGAAGGACAUGAGAGGAAAGAUUGGACAAGUGCCUCUGCCCUCGCGGGCCCUGUCGACACUAGUUGGGGAGCUGAAUUCGUACAAUGAGGUGUGUGAGGCCCUCUCCACCGUGGAGGUGGCCCUGGGGUUCCUGGCCAUGACCGGGGGAGAGCCUCACAUGCAGCUGGGCAGCUACCUGGAGGAGGUGCUGCAGAUGGCCGAUCAAACAGCUCCACACAUCCUCACGGCCCUGGGCAGAUACAAUCUCAAGCACUGUUUGGCACUGUGGCAGCUCCUGACAUCACUCAAAUCAGAGAACAUGCUGCGGCUUAAGAGGGACCCAUUUGAAGGGAUCUCAGAAGAGUACAGGAAGGCCCUGGGAGAGGAGGAGCACAGGCUUCUCACUGGGUUCUUUAGUAAAAGCAACGCUGAUUCCAUCCUGCUGGAGAUGCACGAGUUCCUGAUACUGGUCCUGAAGAGCCCCCGUGCAUCUGACACCUACAGGCCUGACUGGGGUCUGAAAGAUACACUUGUGGCAUACAUGGAACGUAAGAACCUGGACAUCCCCUCUGAUGUUGAGGAGUUCUUCCCUGAAGAGAUCGACCUGUCUCAGUACAUCGAAGCCUGGAAGUUCGGGGUGGCGUUGAAACGGGAGAGAAGUCAGAGGUAGCUCCAGCCUCUCAAUCACAAACCGCAAAUGUAAACAUAACUGGAGCCCCCUCAUCGUUGGUGAAGGAAGGCACAAAGCUGCAGUUACUGUGGUCUAAACCGCUGCCUUCAGAACACAUAUACCACUGCAGCAUGGGUUCCAAUCCGGCCCAAUUAUAUUUCAGCAAAAACUCUCUAUAUACAGUAUCGUUCCCCACUGUCUCUCCUCUAUCCAAUAAAGCAUCAAAAUGCUAAAACUAUAUACCUUAAAAAAAAAAGCUGCAGUUACAAGCAAAGGAUGGGAGCAACAGCAAAGUGAAUUUGAAUAAGUGAACUUGUUCGCCAUGAGUUGGUUAGCUAGCCAGAGUUAUGUGCAUUUAUUUACAGCUAUCUACCACUCCUACUCAAUUUCUUCAUGACCUCCAAAAUGCUGAGGUGACUCUAGUUAUGUCAAGGUUCUGACAAUGUUUUUGAAUAAUUACUUUUAUUAGAUGUACUUUUAACUUCGGUUAAAUGUAGGUUGGUUAGGCUUACUGUCGUCAUAGUUACUGACACAUCACUAAGCUUUUAAAUUCGUAAUAAAAGUACAUUAAACACAAGAAUAGGCACAUUGUCAAUAAAAAAAGGAAGGUAGUAUGGAAAAUGCAUGGAGUUAGAUAGAGGACUCAUCUUUUGUAUCUGUGCCAUUAUAGCGUCUGUAACAGAAUGGGUAGUGCCAU
This is a messenger RNA of Coregonus clupeaformis (lake whitefish), 13691 nucleotides long. RefSeq names its product E3 ubiquitin-protein ligase rnf213-alpha-like. Gene Ontology annotation, molecular function: ubiquitin-protein transferase activity; ATP hydrolysis activity. Gene Ontology annotation, cellular component: membrane; cytosol; nucleolus. Gene Ontology annotation, biological process: ubiquitin-dependent protein catabolic process; negative regulation of non-canonical Wnt signaling pathway; sprouting angiogenesis. NCBI's taxonomy places the organism in Eukaryota, Metazoa, Chordata, Actinopteri, Salmoniformes, Salmonidae. Bases 293 to 12994 code for a protein of 4233 amino acids. The record is from RefSeq and is a predicted model, not a curated record. The transcript is spliced from 56 exons.